Dicrocoelium dendriticum is the source of this 1260-nucleotide messenger RNA. The record is from the annotation of a GenBank genome assembly. NCBI's taxonomy places the organism in Eukaryota, Metazoa, Platyhelminthes, Trematoda, Plagiorchiida, Dicrocoeliidae.
AUGUACGGAGCCAAAAUAAUACACCCGUCUGUCUUCACGUAUACUCAUCAUUUGUUCUUCAUUUUCUUUUUCUCCGUGUCCACUCUCACAUUCCCACAGCCAACUCAACCUACAGGCUAUGACAUGCGCUCAUCAUCUUCCUCCGAAUCAGCUGCCGUUCAUCCAGCCCCAGAUACUCGUCACUCGAACGGAAGUUCCACUGAAGCUCACCUUGAAGUUUCGAACGUUGUUACCUCAUCUGCAAACUCGUGUUCAACCAACAGCCCUGUCAUUGUACGACCAAGUCCUCCAGCAUCAGAGCCAACUAUCUGUUACGCAACACAAAUCCCCUUCCAAGACGUACACCCUUCACUCUCUUCGGUCCCCAGAAUGUCUUUUGGCGAUCCUUCGAAUGAGCGUGAUGUCAAGUCUUCCGAACUACAGGAUCACACGAUUCCUGCAUUCUGCUCCUCUCCUCGGGGACAUACCGCAAGCUCUUUCCAAGGCGCACCCCAACGGUUUCAUCCAGCGAACAAUGUAACCACGUGCAGUCUGUUAAUGUCCGAAUCGGUAUAUGUUCCGGUCACAUCACAUCUCUCCGUGCCUUUGGUUGACCUAUCUGAUCGUGAAGCAACUGCGCUCACUCCCAGAAGCGCUUCAUCAGGUCACAUCUGCAAUGCUUCGCCUUCUUCUGUUAGAGCUGCUGCGACCACACGGCCGUUUCAUUCACCUCCUCCACAUUCACAUCUUCUCCCUCCGGAUAGCCUGGAUCCGAAUACUUCACAAGAGCUGGAAUCCAGUCGUGUCACUCUUGUCCCUGAAUGUUUGCGAGACACACUUCAGUCCUCAUUCAGUUUCAUUCCCUUGAAUAAAUCGGUUGAGUCAGAACCAUCCCGCAUCCAACCCACACCUUAUCGCGCCGCUUCCGAGUUUGCACAGUCGGUGUCGCCCACCAAGCCCCCUGUGUCCCGCCUGCACUUGAUCAACAAGGUGCAUAUGAUCACCGAUGAUGAGGACAGCGACGAGGUGGGGCACCGCAUUCCAAGGGAUCACUCAUCCCCUCGAGCUCCUCGACCUCGCUCCCAUGAAUACGCAUCGCUUUUCGGCGCACCAGACGAUGCGCCUCAUGUGGAUUCAGUGGAUAUUGAUCAGCUGCUCUCAAGGUCACGUCUUCCACCAGAUGAGACUGUUGCUCGAUCACUUGACUCUUGGAUUCAUGCUGCUCAAGGAUUUAAUCCGAGCAACGGACUCACCGACACCUACGGGAUGAGUAAGUUUUAA